AUGUUAGAUCUACAGUGUGUGGUUCAUUACGGAUGCUCACAGUUUGUUGGAAAAAUUGAAGGAACGUUUUUGCAUACGAAACAAGGUUUGUGUUCAUCAUCCUCGAACACAGACUGCUUCCUGCCGACAAGACGAACAGCCCCUAUUAUUGAUGCGGAUCCAUCGCCUGAUUUGGCGCAAGCAUACGUAAGUGUGAUCCGAGAAGAACAUAGACUUCUCAAUGCCAAGGAACGAGAAGCUCAGGGUGAUGAGGUUGGAGUUCCUUCUCGGGUGAUUCGUCGUUGGAGACUGUGCAGCAACAGCUCCCGACCUGGAAUCCUAAAAACAAGAACAAAGAGCUUUGCAGUCUUCUAUGUUCUCACUGUGGGAAAACAGGACACGAAAAAGUAG
Microthlaspi erraticum is the source of this 390-nucleotide messenger RNA. The record is from the annotation of a GenBank genome assembly. Lineage: Eukaryota; Viridiplantae; Streptophyta; Magnoliopsida; Brassicales; Brassicaceae.